Molecule: messenger RNA, 2764 nt
Organism: Leptopilina heterotoma
Lineage: Eukaryota; Metazoa; Arthropoda; Insecta; Hymenoptera; Figitidae
Gene: Amun
Exons: 4
Coding region: 1170-2144 (324 amino acids)
Source: RefSeq, a predicted model, not a curated record
AUCGACUUUCUGUGCUGCGUGUUCCCGUUUCGAUUUUAACUCUUGCCAGACCCCCCUUUUCAUUUUAAAUAUAAAAAAACGUUUUUUGCUACCUUUCUCAAUUCAGAGUUAUUACUAAAUUUAGUAACAAUUUCAAUUAGUAUAAAUAUACAAUAACAUUAUUUUCAAUAACUUUCAAUUAGUAAUUUUCAAUUUUUGCAUUCCUAUUUGAAUAUUUGAAAAGGCGAAGGAACCCCCCCGGGGUUAUCCUUGAUCACAAGGUCAAAAACGAUAGAGGUGCAAAUAAUUUUGAAAAAUUGAAUUAAUUUUUUCCAACUACUUCUAUAGAAGUAAAAUUUGAAGAAUUUAAGAGAUUGAAAGGAGAAAGGAAGUUAGCACGAGUAAUAUUCGAAGAAGACGUGUCAAGGAAACGAGCUGAGGCGCACGGUGAGAGUCACCGGAGUGACAGCUCAACGGUCGAAAUUUUCGUACAUAAUAGAGAGUGUUGUGCUGUUUAGGAGGGUGAGAGAGGAGGAAUCGUCGAGAGAAAAAGGGAGAGAAGUCGAAUGAGAAAGAGAUAGAUAGAGGAGAGAAGCGUUUGAGGAGAAAUACGCCGAGCGGUGCUGCCCCCUUCCGAGAGUAAUCGUUGGAUCCCCCUCCAGAGCCAGUCAAACGAGGUCUGUUCUGAACAGAACGGUUUUUACCACUGAACACUUGACAUCAUACCAGAGUUUGGAGUUGUACUCACUUUUUCAUUUACUACUGAGUUGUUACUUUGUUUGAAUUCAAAGAAUCAUUAACGGUUUUUUCAAAUAACAGUUUUACGUUUCUUAUCGAAAAAAAAAAAUAAAAUUGAUUUUGACGUGUGUGUGUGAUUGUAAAAAAAAAAUUGGAGCGAGGACUUAAAAGCUGCACUCUUUGAGAACGAAUAGCGCCACGGUGUUGCGUGGACUAGUUUCGAAGAUAUCAUUGUCGUGCGAUCACGGUGCGGAAACAGAAGAGAAUUUAGGAGGGUGAGGUGAGGAAUUUCUCGCGUGGUUGUCCGGUGUGUUAGUUGGGGGGAGCGUAAGGACAGAGAGAUAAAGAGCGACGGUGACGGGGGGAGUUCAAAGGGGGCAUCGAGAAAGAGAGAGAGAGAGAAAGAUAGAAAGAGCGCUCUAGUGGACUCUGUUUGAAGCUCAGUUAUCACAAUGGCUUCCGUGAAAGACACCGCGACUUUCUUUGCGGAGGGCACUGCAAAUCAAUUUGAGCACGUCCUUAAAUUAUAUCCCCAGGCUCUGCGAGUCAAGGCAAUCCACAAGACGAAGAAACCUGAGGAGCUGAUCAAGCUGGACAAUUGGUACCAAAAUGAGUUGCCUAAGCAGAUUAAAGCUCGUGGCAAAGAUGCCCAUCUUAUUCAUGAGGAACUCGUACAAACAAUGAAAUGGAAACAAAAUCGCGGGAAAUUUUACCCACAACUUUCGUACCUGGUGAAGGUAAAUACGCCUCGAGCUGUGAUGGCAGAGACGAAGAAGGCGUUCAAAAAGCUUCCAAAUCUCGAGCAGGCCAUCACUGCCCUCUCAAAUCUCAAGGGCGUUGGCACCACCAUGGCUUCAGCACUCCUGGCGGCGGCCGCACCUGAAUCUGCACCUUUCAUGGCCGACGAGUGUCUUAAGGCUAUACCCGAGAUCGAGGGUAUCGACUACACGACCAAGGAAUACCUUAAAUUUGUUCAACACAUCAAGAGUACCGUGCAAAGGCUCAACAAAGAAGCAUCAAACGGCACGACUUGGAGUCCUCAUAGAGUGGAAUUGGCCCUCUGGACGCACUAUGUUGCUUCUGAAUUGAAACCCGAAUUACUCGACGGAAUUCCGGUAACGGCCGAAAACGGAAAUUCCCAUUCGCCAACUAAUGGCGAAGCAACCGAGCCGUCCGAUGACAGCAACCAAGACACGCCAGCCGUCGUUGUUAAUGGCAAAGAAUCGUCAGAGCCACAUCACACAAAUGUCAUUGACGAGAACAGCACCACAAAUUCCUUCACCGAGGACUCGAUGGACAAGCCGACAACUCCCUUAGUCGCCACUGAAGACGAUGACAGCAAUAAUACUCCACGUCCCACGGACAGCGAAGACACUGAAGAUUCGCAGGACGUUCAGGAGCCACCGGCGAAAAAGAACAAGAAGUGACCCCGCAGCCGAUCCCCCAUUAAUACUGUAAGUCACCUCGUGUCGACCGCCAAUCUCGCGCUAAUCGCUGCUAGACGCUUCUAGCCGCUCGAAUUCGCGAAUUUAUAACUUAAUGAGCCACCUUUCUAUAAAAAUCGCUCUUCCGUCUGCUUGUCUCAUUCUCAAAAAGGACACACGGGUCCAGGACCAAGAGGAGACAGACUCAAUUAUCAAGACUACUACUCGCGACACUGGUGCUAAACUCUAUCGUUUUUAUUUUUUUCUCUUACACCAAUAUUCACGGUUCGCGAUUAUUUUGCACACACUCACUAAGGAAAAAUCUACAAUCGAGGUGAUACUUGCUUUCAAAUGGCGUCUUCACUUGGAAAGUUUUGACGCGAUAAUUGUACAUUUAAAUUAAACUUGAUAAAAUUGUGUAAAAUUGAAUGAAAUUAAUUUAAAUUGAAUAAAAUUAAAUUGAAUUAAGUUGAAUUAAAUUGAACUGGAUUGAUUUGAAUUCACUUAAAUUAAAUUGAACUGAAUUCACUUGAAUUAAAUCGUAGUGAAUUGAUUUGAAUUGAACCGAAUUGAUUUCAGGGUGUCUAGUAAUUUAGAAAUAUAAAAUUCCCGGGGUUUUCCCG